UUAUCUUCGCGGGAUCUCCUGUCGGCGUUCGUGUGAAUGUAAACUGUGUGUGUGUAUGUGCAAUCGCUAGUGAAGUGACAACUGAUAAUCACAACAAUGGCCGAAAUUGAGUGGCCGUGGCAGUACAGCUUUCCUCCUUUUUUCACAUUUCAACCUCACGCGGAAACUAGAGCUAAACAAAUAGCAGCUUGGAAGAGUUUGGUUUUAGAAUAUUAUCGUAUUACAAAACAGGCUACUGUGGAUGUGCGAGAAGUGCACACUAAUCCUGUAUUUAACAACAGUAACAUAAAUAGAAAAUUAUCACCCGAAGCUGUGUUAGUAAUACUAGAAGAGUUAGAAAAAUCAGGAAAUGCAUCUCCACUGGAUAAGACCAAGCAAAGGUGGCUGGUUUAUUGGCACACUUUGGACGAAUGGGGUGACAUAAUGUACAACUGGGCACAAGCAAAUGGCUUUAUUGGGUCUGUGUGCACAUUGUAUGAAUUGACACAAGGAGAAGAUACAACUGAAGAAGAAUUCUAUGGCCUGGACAUGGAAAUACUGAUUAGGUCACUGAGAACAUUAGAAACUGCCAGAAAAGCAGAGCUCAUAUUGACUGAUGACGGUCAAGGUGUAAAAUUUUUCUAACACUCUGAGAAUAUUGUUGACACAGGCUUUGUUGAGAAUUGCAUCGAGACAUGUAUAAUAUAGAUAUGUAUAAUCUGUGCGUGCGUGUAUGAAAAAUAUUUAAAUUUAUAUAUUGAAAAAAUAUAUAGCUUAUUACUAUCUGUAUUUAGACGAAUAUGUUGAUAUCAAAUAAAUUUGUGAUUCUUUUUCUAUAACAUAAACAAAGCACAAGAAAUCUAAUACUGUAUCCCUAAAUGCAUUUAUUUAUAAAUUCAUGCCAAAAUCGCUGAAAGUUUUUUUUCAAUAUAAAAGUUUCUACACUAAUACUUUUUUUUUUUCUAAAAUAUUUCGCUUAAGAACUUAAUAUAUCGAAAUCCUACAGUCUUUUUUUAAGAUACGUAACUCGUGUAUACAAGUUACUCGAAGCGAAAAAAAAAAAAAAAAA
Pseudomyrmex gracilis is the source of this 1048-nucleotide messenger RNA. RefSeq names its product vacuolar protein-sorting-associated protein 25 (gene Vps25). The transcript has 4 exons. Gene Ontology annotation, cellular component: ESCRT II complex. Bases 97 to 624 code for a protein of 175 amino acids. NCBI's taxonomy places the organism in Eukaryota, Metazoa, Arthropoda, Insecta, Hymenoptera, Formicidae. The record is from RefSeq and is a predicted model, not a curated record. Gene Ontology annotation, molecular function: protein homodimerization activity; structural molecule activity. Gene Ontology annotation, biological process: protein transport to vacuole involved in ubiquitin-dependent protein catabolic process via the multivesicular body sorting pathway.